AUGUCUCUCUGCCCCGGGGGAGAUGUGUACGGAGCCAUUCCGUCCAUAGGACACUUUGGAGCACCCAACCUGGGCCCGAAUUUUGGGAGGGCCUGCAAUGCAGCUCCCACCACCGCAAUUCUUUACUUGGUUCAUGUUAUCUGUCAUGUUCUGUUUUUUAUUCAACAGGUCACUGGUUACUUAGAUGAUUGCACCUGUGAUGUGGAAACCAUAGAUACAUUUAACAACAACAAGCUUUUUCCUAAAUUAAAUAAACUUCUGGAAAGUGACUACUUCAGACAUUACAAGGUAAACCUAAAGAAACCUUGCCCUUUUUGGAAUGACAGCAGUCACUGUGGGAUAAGAUACUGCACCGUAAAGCCUUGCCCACCCAAUGGAGACUCUGGUGGAACUGAAUCUCCAAGCUACAAGUAUUCAGAAGAAGCCAGCGACCAUGUUGGAGAAUGUGAGGAGGCUAAGCGACUUGGCGCCGUUAAUGAAUCUUUGAGCGAUGAAACCCAGCGAGCCAUGGUUCAGUGGACCCGGCAUGAAGAUUCUUCAGACAACUUUUGUGAAGCUGACGAUGAGCAGUCGCCUGAUGCGGAGUAUGUGGAUUUACUCCUUAACCCGGAACGCUACACGGGUUACAAAGGCCCAGAGGCUUGGAAGAUCUGGAACAGCAUUUACGAGGAAAAUUGUUUCAAGCCUCACAACAUAAGAAGACCUUUAACUCCCUUGGCUUCUGGUAGAGGAGCUAAUGAUGGACAUGCCUUUUACCGUUGGCUGAAAGGCCUCUGCGUAGAGAAGCGAGCUUUCUACAGACUCAUUUCUGGCCUACAUGCAAGCAUCAACAUCCAUUUGAGCGCCAGGUACCUCUUGCAAGAUACGUGGUCAGGGACAAAGUGGGGACACAACCUUACCGAGUUUCAAAACAGAUUUGAUGAAGUCCUUACUCGAGGAGAAGGUCCCAAGAGGCUCAAGAAUCUGUAUUUCCUCUACCUAAUUGAAUUGCGGGCAAUGUCAAAAGUUCUGCCAUUCUUUGAGCGCCCAGGAUUCCAGCUGUUCACGGGGAAUGAAAAUAAAGAUCGAGAAACCAAAAACCAGCUCCUGGAAGUCCUUCAACUAACCAAGUCUUUCCCUUUGCACUUCAAUGAAAACUCUCUGUUUGCCGGAAAUAAAAAGGAAGCUGCUAAAUUAAAGGAGGAAUUUAGGCUCCAUUUUAGGAAUAUUUCAAGAAUCAUGGACUGUGUUGGAUGUUUAAAAUGUCGUCUGUGGGGAAAAUUGCAGACUCAGGGCUUGGGUACAGCUUUGAAGAUCCUGUUUUCACAAAAACUGAUCGAAAACAUGCCAGAAACCGGCCCGUCUUAUGAAUUCCAGCUAACAAGACAAGAAAUCAUCUCUUUCGUUAAUGCUUUUGGAAGAAUUUCAACUAGUGUUAAAGAGCUGGAAAACUUCAAGAACUUGUUACGCAAUGUAUAGUGAACUUGUCUCUGAGAAAAAGACUUGGGUACCUUUUUUUAAAUUCUGUUUUCUACAAAACAGAGGAAAAUUGGGUUUCCUUCAAACUUCAGGCAACUAGAAAGGAAAAGACACUGGAAGAACUCUUCACUUUACAGAAUGAUUGAUGGUGUCAGUAACCUGCUGAGUCCUAAUCUUUUGUACAAAGAAGCUGCUUUUUGUAAAGGGGUGGGGAAAACAGAUUUGACUGUAAAGUAAAAUGAUCAAUUUUUAUUUUUUAAAGAUACGUUUGAAUAACGAUUGACUGAUUAAACACAUACUGCACUCCUUCCUGUUUGUCUACC
Molecule: messenger RNA, 1781 nt
Organism: Pelodiscus sinensis (Chinese soft-shelled turtle)
Lineage: Eukaryota; Metazoa; Chordata; Testudines; Trionychidae
Source: RefSeq, a predicted model, not a curated record